Molecule: messenger RNA, 2280 nt
Organism: Lycium barbarum (goji berry)
Lineage: Eukaryota; Viridiplantae; Streptophyta; Magnoliopsida; Solanales; Solanaceae
Exons: 6
Coding region: 427-1359 (310 amino acids)
Source: RefSeq, a predicted model, not a curated record
UUCAUUUUUUCAAAAUAACACCCCUACCCGCUUCUCUCUCUCUCUCUCUCUCUUUCCUUUCCCAUGAAACCCUAAUAGCUGCCAUGCUCUCCCUCGUCCCUCUCAUACCAAAAAUGGCAUAUUUACAGACGUAUGUUGACAUGCACAACAUUUGUAUGCUCUUUGUGGUGAAAUAUCAAAAGAUUCACUCAAUUCCAUGAUUCUCUUACCCGAAUAUGGUUUGGAAGCACAGAGGCUCCCAAAUCCAUUCUUUUCUUGGCUGCGCACACAAAAGAUUUCGACGAGAUUGCAACGUGAAUUUGGAAUAGCUAAAGGAGCGGAAAGAGGUCAGCAGACAGGUGAACUUGGUUCCUAGAAGCUCUACCAGCCGCACUUGACAGCGCUCCAGUUGUUCCGGAGCCUCGCCUCUGCGGUACUAUUAUAUUAAUGCCGCCGAAGAGAAAGGCUACGAUGGCCGAGAAAGCCAAGAGGGUGGCGGCCAGCAGAGUUGAACGGGAGCUAGAAGAAGAAGAAUCUCAUAAUGAGGCUCCCCCUCAGACUGUUCCUACUCCCUCUGCACCGGCAGAGCAGGGAAGAGUUCCAGCUCCAGCCCCCGCACCUCCAGUUCCACCGGCAGCAGCUCCGGGCCAUCAGAUGGCAGAGGCCAUCCAAUUAUUGACCCAGUUAGUCGCCGCACAAGCUCAACGGCAAGAUGUAGACACGGGAGACAGGGCGGUAAGCGCAAGGGCCCGAGACUUUAUUACCCUGAAGCCGCCAGAGUUCUAUGGAUCAAAACCAGAGGAGGACCCGCAGAGUUUUAUAGAUGAGAUGCUGAGGACUCUGGGGAUCAUACAUGCUUCGGAUACGGAGUCCGUAGAGUUGGCUUCAUACAGGCUGCGGGAUGUGGCAGUUCUGUGGUAUAAUAGCUGGAUAUCUUCGAGGGGAGCAAAUGCACCCCCUCCGGUUUGGCAGGAGUUUACUGAGGCUUUCCUACGACAUUUCCUACCGCCAGAGGUUCGACGGGCUCGAGCCGAUAUGUUCUUGCACCUGAGACAGGGAAAUAUGAGUGUCCGAGAAUACAGCCUUCGUUUCAACUCGCUAGCCAGGUAUGCCCCUGCCAUGAUAGCUGAUAGUGGAGACCAUGUGCACCGGUUUGUAAGUGGGCUAGGGCCACAUUUAGUUAAGGAAUGCUUGACGGCUUCACUCCAGGAUGGGAUGACUAUUACCCGCAUCCAGGCCCACGCCCAAAAUUUGGAGGAACAAUAUCAGUCACGGAGAGAGGAGCGUUAUCCAUAUAGGGGUUCCAGAAAAAGGGGCAGGUUUUCCAGGACUAGGAGCGAGUACAGAGGGGGACAGGCACAGGGGCAAUUCGGGUACUGAGACCAAUUGGCUGCCAGUGCACCUCCUCGAUUCGCGGAUAGGGGGUUUGACCAUUCUACUUAUUCGGAAGCAGGUCAGGGCACUAGAGCUUCGGGGUCCCAGUAUAGAGCUGAAUCCAGCAGGAUGAUGCCACCCCCACCACGGUGUACCCGGUGUGGCAGGCCACACUCGGGACAGUGUUACCGGGACACGGGUGCAUGUUAUGCUUGCGGACGGACCGACCAUUUGAUGCGAGAUUGUCCGCUAAGGAAUGAGAGAAGCAGAGUUCAGCCUGCCGGAUCAACUGUGGAUUCGUCACCGUCCGUGCGCCCUCCGGGACAGGCCUUCCAGGCUCCCGCAGGUCGUGGCCGAGGCAGAGGAGGGACGCCUAGCUCAGCCGGUCCUUCACGCCGCAUAUAUGCAUUGACAGGGCGGCAGGAUACUGGACCUUCCACCGAUGCGGCCACAGGUCAGCAGAUAGGUGAACUUGGUUCUUAGAAGCUCUACCAGCCGCACUUGACAGCGCUCCAGUUGUUCCGGAGCCUCGCCUCUGCGGUACUAUUUUGUGUAUGUAUAUUCGGGCACGGUUGCACCCGGCUCUCUCUAUGUAUAAGUGUACUAUGUCUAGAGGCUCGUAGACAGAUAGGUACAGUUAGUCAGGUACGGUUAGAUAUAUGGUGUUUUGGCAUGGUUGUUGUAUAAAGUGAUAACGAAGUUUACUAGUUUAUGUUCAUAAUAACGCUGCUAAUGUUAAUGUUCGUUGAUGUUCAAAAAAAAAAAACAUAUGGUACUGUUUAUACGGCUUGCUAAGAGCUAAGGGUCACAAGAUGAAUAAGGGGUGCUCGGUACAAGUAUCGGGUACUCGUCACGGCCCCUAGUCGGGUCGUGACAGUAAUCAUCUGUGAUUUGUGGCAAAUGUGUGCUAAUUGUCCAUGACUUAUA